This is a messenger RNA of Schistosoma rodhaini, 2036 nucleotides long. Lineage: Eukaryota; Metazoa; Platyhelminthes; Trematoda; Strigeidida; Schistosomatidae. The record is from the annotation of a GenBank genome assembly.
UUUAGGUCUAGAUGUGAACUUCAAGAAUUUUAUAAAUAUUCAAUCAUCCUCAUAAGAGUUUGAAGUUACUAGAUUGUUGAGUAUUGUGAAGGCCAACAAUUAACUGAGUGCGCUACAUGUCGCUAUCGUAAUGCCUGUACUCGAGUCUCUUAUGCUCGGUGAGAAGACAGCAGUUGUCUUUGACAUAGGCUCAGUUUACACCAAAUGUGGUUUCGCUGGAGAAACUGGACCAAGGUUUAUUAUACCAACAGAAAUUACUUUGGUUUGGUGAACUUGUAAAGUACAUUGGUAUUUUCAGCUCACAGGUGAAAAAAGAAAUAUAUCCUCAUGUGAUGGAAAGGAUAAAAGACGGGAGUUCUUGACGACGUUUCUCUACAAUAUAUACUAUCGGUAUGAUCAUCCAAAUUUACUUCGCACUUCGUAGACAUUUGUUGGUAAACCCAAAGGACAGACGAGUUGUUGUAGUUGAAAGUGUGCUAUGUCCUUCAUCAUUCCGUGAAGUUUUGGCCGAUGUUUUGUUCAAUCAUUUUGAAGCACCUUCUGUACUUUUUGCAACUUCCCACUUGAUGGCACUAUUUACUCUUGGGAUUUCGUCGGCUGUUGUAUUAGACUGUGGUUAUACGGAUGUCCAAGUUCUGCCUGUUUAUGAGGGUUACACACUACUAAACGCUUGGCAGUCAGCGCAGCUUGGUAGCAAAAAAAUUCAUAAAAACAUCAGGAGUUACCUAAAUGAGAAUGCCAAGUUGGUGGAUGUUAUCAACGGAGAGUCGCAGUUAACCCCCUGUCCAGAUUGUUUUAUUUCGGAACAUAUUAUUGAAGAUAUAAAAGUUCGUACGUGUUUUGUUAGUCCACACAAUAGGGCGGUCCAGUGGAAGGCUUGGAAGGAUUCUGCUGAAUCAUCGGCCGCAAAGCCCAACUUGUAUCAAGAAACAUUUAUUUUCCCCCUGGACAAGUUAGGAAACGAAAGACCAAUUCAAGUUACAUCAGAUAUCCGAGAGUUGGCAGUUGAAUGUUUGUUUACUGGAGACAAUGACCAAAUUACACUUACAACACUAAUUUUAAGAUCAAUUUUGUUGGCACCUAUUGAUAUUAGAAGGAAGUUGGCAGAAAAUAUUGUACUUAUUGGUGGCACAACCAUGCUACCUGGCUUCGUAUCUCGUCUAAUGGAGGAACUCAAUUCACUUGUCGAACUUCCUGAGUUCUCAAAGUUACAAGCUUUGAAGGGAUCUUUUAAAUUUCACAACCCCCCUGGUGAAGCAAAUUACAUAGGAUGGCUUGGUGGGGCAAUUUUCGGUGCACUUGAAUGUUUACCAGGACGUUCACUGAGUCGGUCUAGUUUCUUGGAAAAUGGUUUAGUUCCAGACUGGUGUACCCAAAUUGAUCAGAAACACAAUGAUCUUGAAAGGCAGGAUACUACCCGCCAGUGAUAUCUAAUAUGAUUUCGUGUUAAGUAGACAAUUACGUAUUUAUCAUUCAGUAAAUCUAUUUCCCUUUAAGCGUCUGUUAACUUUCCCUUUGUUUACAACUUAUUUUUGAUAAUCUUAUUUCCCGACCAGCUAGUACUUUAAUUAUUUCCUCGUUUUGUCAGUUGGGUGCUUUGGGUUUUGGAAAUAAAUUCUUUUCAAAAUGUCUGACUUUUGGCUACACUAAUUUGGCGAAUCUUUCUAUGCUUUUAUGUUGUUGUGGAUCAUAUUAAAUCUAGAUACAAACUAAUCGAUUUCAAUUUGAGAAAGCUUACAUUUUACUUCUGGGUGAUUUUAAGAAAAAAUUUAGUAAUCGCCUUUCUAGUUAUUUGAUUAACACCAUAGAAAACAAACAAACGCCCAGUUAUUAUCGUUAUUUUUAGGUGUUAUUUAAAGAAGUCCUUGAAAUACGAAUCAUUGAUUGUUGAAUCGACACUUAUAAUUCCAUGAAAAGGUAAUCUGCUUUUUGCCACCAAUAUACAACAAUACAUUUCCUGAAAUGUUUAGUAUAAGAUUUUUGUUUGGGGUAAGUGGAAAGAGUCGUAGACCAUCCAUCUAGGGGAGUUGGAAAAC